This is a messenger RNA of Anas platyrhynchos (mallard), 8825 nucleotides long. The record is from RefSeq and is a predicted model, not a curated record. Lineage: Eukaryota; Metazoa; Chordata; Aves; Anseriformes; Anatidae.
UGCAAAGAAUUUAAAAAGCCAUUUGAAAUCAAGCAACUCACUUUUGGUUUGCUGUUCUGAAUACAAGUGUUUAUCAUUAAUGAUAACGCAGGAUGACAACACUUUGUACCCAACUUUUACAUUUCAAAGUAUAAACCUCCCCAGAUCUAUUACUUUUGUUUCACUAAUUCUAACUUUUGGAUAAAGAAUAAGAAGAAAGGGGAAUAAACCUAUCAAACAAUGACCAUUUAUUUUACUUUUUAAGUUUUACACUUGGCAUCUGCCCUUUCAGAACCAUGGAAAUAAAUCUGCCUGACCUUCCAAAAGAACUAGCUUGGAUUAAAAAGCCUUUUAAUCAAGACCAACACCACCAAUACAGAGGGAAAGUUAAAAACGAGAAGGACUUAGAAGAAUACUUCUUGCAGACCUUCAGAGAGGCGAACUAUGCAAGUAGCACCAGAAUUCCUCUCCCUGGUGACGGACCAACUACUCAGUCAAACAGUUCAGCACCAUCCAAGCAAACUGUUCUGUCUUGGCAAGCUGCAAUUGAUGCUGCUAGACAAGCAAAGGCUGCCCAAAAUAUGAGUACCACCACAACCCAGCCUGUAGGAUCUCUGUCCCAAAGAAAACGUCAGCAAUAUGCCAAGAGCAAAAAACAGGGUAAUACGUCUAAUAGUCGGCCACCCCGUGCCCUUUUCUGUUUAUCCCUCAACAAUCCAAUACGAAGAGCCUGCAUUAGUCUAGUAGAAUGGAAACCAUUUGACAUAUUUAUACUACUGUCUAUUUUUGCCAAUUGUGUGGCCUUAGCUGUUUACAUCCCAUUCCCAGAAGAUGAUUCUAAUUCAACUAAUCAUAAUUUGGAAAAAGUAGAAUAUGCCUUCCUGAUAAUUUUUACAGUUGAAACAUUUUUGAAGAUUAUAGCAUAUGGAUUAUUAUUACACCCCAAUGCGUAUGUUAGAAAUGGAUGGAAUUUAUUGGAUUUUGUAAUAGUGGUAGUAGGAUUAUUUAGUGUAAUAUUGGAACAAUUAACCAAAGAAACAGAAGGUGGCAGCCACUCAGGUGGCAAACCUGGUGGUUUUGAUGUCAAAGCCCUAAGAGCCUUUCGUGUAUUGCGACCUCUCCGGCUUGUAUCAGGAGUGCCCAGUUUACAAGUUGUCCUGAACUCCAUUAUAAAAGCCAUGGUUCCCCUGCUCCAUAUUGCCCUUUUGGUAUUGUUUGUAAUCAUAAUCUAUGCUAUUAUAGGAUUGGAACUUUUUAUUGGAAAAAUGCACAAAUCUUGUUUUCUUAUUGAUUCAGAUAUACUAGUUGAAGAAGAUCCAGCACCUUGUGCAUUCUCAGGGAAUGGACGUCAGUGUGUCAUGAAUGGCACUGAAUGUAAGGGUGGAUGGGUUGGACCAAAUGGAGGCAUAACAAACUUUGAUAAUUUUGCAUUUGCAAUGUUGACUGUAUUCCAGUGUAUAACCAUGGAAGGAUGGACUGAUGUAUUAUACUGGAUGAAUGAUGCUAUGGGAUUUGAAUUGCCAUGGGUGUAUUUUGUCAGUCUCGUCAUCUUUGGGUCAUUUUUCGUACUAAAUCUUGUUCUUGGUGUAUUGAGCGGAGAAUUUUCCAAAGAAAGAGAAAAAGCCAAGGCCCGAGGGGACUUUCAGAAGCUACGUGAAAAGCAACAGCUCGAAGAAGAUCUGAAGGGGUAUUUAGACUGGAUUACACAGGCAGAAGAUAUUGACCCUGAGAAUGAUGAAGAGGUUGAUGAAGAAGGCAAACGGAACACAAGUAUGCCCACCAGUGAAACUGAAUCAGUGAACACAGAGAACGUGAGUGGAGAAGGAGAGAACCCAGCAUGCUGUGGGAGUUUAUGUCAAACCAUCUCAAAAUCCAAGUUCAGUCGACGCUGGCGUCGCUGGAAUCGAUUUAAUCGAAGAAAAUGUAGAGCUGCAGUAAAAUCUGUCACAUUUUAUUGGCUUGUUAUUGUCUUGGUCUUUCUGAACACAUUAACUAUCUCAUCAGAACAUUAUAAUCAACCUGACUGGCUGACCCAGAUCCAAGAUAUCGCAAAUAAAGUUCUUCUGGCUUUGUUCACCUGUGAAAUGUUAGUAAAGAUGUACAGCUUGGGUCUACAGGCUUAUUUUGUUUCUCUUUUUAACCGCUUUGAUUGCUUCGUUGUCUGUGGUGGCAUUGUUGAAACCAUUUUGGUGGAGUUGGAAAUUAUGUCACCCCUUGGAAUUUCAGUGUUUCGCUGUGUUCGUCUCCUGCGUAUUUUUAAAGUAACAAGGCACUGGGCAUCCCUGAGCAACUUGGUAGCAUCCUUGUUAAACUCAAUGAAGUCCAUUGCUUCACUGUUGCUUCUGCUUUUCCUCUUCAUCAUAAUCUUCUCGUUGCUUGGAAUGCAGCUGUUUGGAGGCAAAUUUAAUUUUGAUGAAACUCAAACAAAACGGAGCACCUUCGAUAAUUUUCCACAAGCUCUUUUAACUGUAUUCCAGAUCCUAACAGGUGAAGACUGGAAUGCUGUUAUGUACGAUGGCAUAAUGGCAUACGGUGGCCCAUCAUCCUCAGGCAUGAUAGUCUGCAUAUAUUUCAUUAUCCUCUUCAUCUGUGGUAACUAUAUCUUGCUAAAUGUCUUCUUGGCCAUUGCUGUGGAUAACUUGGCAGAUGCUGAAAGUCUAAAUACAGCUCAGAAAGAAGAAGCAGAAGAAAAGGAAAGGAAAAAGAAUGCAAGAAAGGAGAGUCUGGAAAAUAAAAAAAGUGAGAAGGCAGAAAGUGACCAAAAGAAGCCCAAGGAUAGUAAGGUGACAAUUGCUGAAUAUGGAGAAGGAGAGGAUGAGGAUAAAGAUCCCUAUCCACCCUGUGAUGUACCAGUAGGUGAAGAUGAAGAAGAUGAGGAGGAAGAACCAGAGGUACCAGCAGGCCCCCGUCCCCGUAGAAUAUCAGAACUAAAUAUGAAGGAGAAGAUAACACCAAUCCCUGAAGGGAGCGCCUUCUUCAUUUUCAGCAGCACCAAUCCAAUUCGAGUGGGAUGCCACAGGCUCAUCAAUCAUCACAUCUUUACCAAUCUCAUCCUUGUCUUCAUCAUGCUGAGCAGUGUUUCCCUAGCAGCAGAAGAUCCAAUUCGCAGCCACUCUUUUAGAAAUAAUAUACUUGGUUACUUUGACUAUGCUUUCACAGCCAUCUUUACUGUUGAAAUCCUGUUAAAGAUGACAGCUUUUGGAGCGUUUCUUCAUAAAGGGUCCUUCUGCAGGAAUUAUUUUAAUUUGCUGGAUUUGCUGGUUGUGGGUGUUUCUCUGGUAUCAUUUGGUAUUCAAUCCAGUGCUAUCUCAGUUGUGAAGAUCCUCAGAGUCUUACGAGUCCUGAGGCCGCUAAGGGCAAUAAACAGAGCAAAAGGACUUAAACAUGUUGUUCAAUGUGUCUUUGUGGCUAUUAGAACUAUUGGUAAUAUCAUGAUUGUUACAACUCUGCUGCAGUUCAUGUUUGCUUGCAUUGGAGUGCAGCUCUUCAAGGGAAAAUUCUACAGAUGCACUGAUGAGGCAAAACAGAAUCCUGAGGAAUGCCGGGGGAUAUACAUUGUUUAUAAAGACGGAGAUGUUGAUAAUCCAAUGGUCAAAGAGAGGGUCUGGCAAAAUAGUGAUUUCAACUUUGACAAUGUUCUGUCUGCUAUGAUGGCCCUUUUUACAGUGUCCACUUUUGAAGGCUGGCCAGCGCUGCUGUACAAAGCUAUUGAUUCGAAUGGCGAGAAUGUAGGACCUGUAUACAACUAUAGAGUGGAGAUAUCCAUUUUUUUCAUCAUCUAUAUCAUCAUUAUUGCUUUCUUUAUGAUGAACAUAUUUGUUGGUUUUGUCAUUGUUACAUUCCAAGAACAAGGAGAACAAGAAUAUAAGAACUGUGAGCUGGACAAAAAUCAGCGUCAGUGUGUGGAAUAUGCCUUGAAAGCACGUCCUCUUCGUAGAUAUAUUCCAAAAAAUCCUUACCAGUACAAGUUCUGGUACGUGGUGAAUUCUACUGGAUUUGAAUACAUCAUGUUUGUCCUCAUCAUGCUGAACACACUUUGCCUGGCUAUGCAGCACUACGGACAGUCUAAGCUGUUUAAUGAUGCAAUGGACAUUAUGAAUAUGGUUUUCACAGGAGUGUUCACUGUUGAAAUGGUUUUGAAACUGAUUGCAUUCAAACCCAAGGGCUAUUUUAGUGAUGCCUGGAAUACGUUUGACUCCCUCAUCGUUAUUGGCAGCAUAGUAGACGUCGUUCUCAGUGAAGCUGAUCACUAUUUCACUGAUGCAUGGAACACUUUUGAUGCCUUAAUUGUUGUUGGUAGCGUCGUUGAUAUUGCUAUAACAGAAGUUAAUCCAAAGCCAACUGAAACAGUCACAACUGAUGAGUCUGGGAACUCCGAAGACAGCGCUAGAAUCUCCAUCACUUUUUUCCGUCUUUUCCGGGUGAUGAGGUUGGUGAAGCUGCUUAGCAGAGGAGAAGGGAUCAGAACUUUAUUGUGGACAUUUAUUAAGUCAUUUCAGGCUCUGCCUUAUGUUGCCCUUCUGAUAGCCAUGCUGUUCUUCAUCUAUGCUGUCAUUGGAAUGCAGGUAUUUGGAAAAGUGGCCAUGAGGGACAACAAUCAAAUAAACAGAAACAACAAUUUUCAGACAUUCCCCCAAGCCGUGCUGCUCCUCUUCAGGUGUGCAACUGGAGAAGCCUGGCAGGAAAUCAUGCUGGCAUGUUUGCCUGGAAAACGCUGUGAUCCAGAAUCCGAUUAUAAUCCAGGGGAAGAAUACACAUGUGGAAGCAAUUUUGCCAUCAUUUAUUUUAUCAGUUUUUACAUGCUUUGUGCGUUUUUGAUAAUAAACUUAUUUGUGGCUGUCAUUAUGGAUAACUUUGAUUAUUUGACACGUGACUGGUCCAUCCUGGGUCCACAUCAUUUGGAUGAGUUCAAAAGGAUAUGGUCAGAAUAUGACCCUGAGGCAAAGGGAAGAAUAAAGCAUCUUGAUGUGGUUACGUUACUGAGACGCAUUCAGCCACCACUUGGUUUUGGCAAAUUAUGCCCUCACCGAGUGGCCUGCAAGAGGUUAGUAGCCAUGAAUAUGCCACUGAACAGUGAUGGAACCGUCAUGUUCAAUGCUACUUUGUUUGCUUUGGUUAGGACUGCUCUAAAGAUAAAAACAGAAGGUAACCUAGAGCAAGCAAAUGAAGAACUUAGGGCAGUUAUAAAGAAAAUAUGGAAGAAAACAAGCAUGAAAUUACUUGACCAAGUUGUCCCUCCAGCUGGCGAUGAUGAGGUAACCGUGGGGAAGUUCUAUGCCACCUUCCUGAUACAGGACUACUUUAGGAAAUUCAAGAAACGCAAAGAACAAGGACUGGUGGGGAAAUAUCCUGCGAAGAAUACCACGAUUGCUCUGCAGGCAGGACUAAGGACACUUCAUGAUAUCGGUCCUGAAAUACGCCGAGCUAUAUCCUGUGACUUGCAAGAUGAUGAACCAGAGGAAAAUAAUCCAGAGGAGGAGGAGGAUGUUUAUAAAAGGAACGGUGCCCUCUUUGGCAACCACAUAAACCAUAUUAGCAGUGACAGACGCGAUUCAUUUCAACAGAUCAACACCACACACCGUCCUUUACAUGUUCAACGGCCUUCAAUUCCAUCUGCAAGUGAUACUGAGAAAAAUCCAUAUCCAGGAAAUUCUAUAUACCACAAUCAUCAUAACCACAACUCAGUAGGAAAGCAAGUUCCAAACUCAACAAAUGCCAAUCUCAAUAAUGCCAACGUGUCCAAAGUUGUCCAUGGAAAACACACAAAUUUUGGAAAUCAUGAGCAUAGAUCUGAAAAUGGUUACCAUUCAUACUCCAGAGCUGAUCAUGAGAAGCGUAGAAGGCCAAGCAGUAGAAGAACCCGCUACUACGAAACAUACAUUAGGUCUGACUCUGGUGAUGGACGUCGACCUACUAUUUGCCGUGAAGAACGUGAAGUUCGGGACUAUUGCAAUGAUGAUCGUUAUUUGGAAGAACAGGAAUAUUUUAGUGGAGAAGAAUAUUAUGAGGAAGACAGCAUGUUAUCAGGAAGCAGGCAUAUAUAUGAUUACCACUGUAGACAUCACUGCCAUGACUCAGAUUUUGAGAGACCAAAAGGUUACCAUCACCCACAUGGGUUUUUUGAGGAAGAUGAUUCACAGACCUGUUAUGAUACUAAAAGAUCUCCUAGGAGACGGCUGCUACCUCCAACACCGACACCAAAUAGACGAUCUUCCUUUAAUUUUGAAUGCCUCCGCCGACAAAGUAGUCAAGAUGACAUACCACUCUCUCCAAAUUUCCACCAUCGCACUGCUUUACCACUUCACUUAAUGCAGCAGCAGGUCAUGGCUGUUGCAGGUCUGGAUUCCAGUAAAGCUCAUAAACAUUCACCAAGUCGUUCAACACGUUCCUGGGCAACCCCUCCUGCAACCCCUCCCAACAGGGACUGCACUCCGUAUUACACACCUCUAAUCCAUGUUGACAAGGCAGAAUCUACAGAGCAUAUGAAUGGUAGCCUGCCUUCCUUGCACAGGAGCUCCUGGUAUACAGAUGACCCAGAUAUUUCCUACCGAACAUUUACACCAGCCAAUUUAACUGUACCUAAUGACUUUAGGCAUAAACAUAGUGACAAGCAGAGGAGUGCAGACAGUUUGGUAGAAGCGGUACUUAUAUCUGAAGGCUUAGGAAGGUAUGCAAAAGACCCUAAAUUUGUCUCAGCUACAAAACACGAGAUUGCUGAUGCGUGUGACAUGACUAUUGAUGAGAUGGAAAGUGCAGCAAGUAAUCUUCUCAAUGGAAAUAUUAGCAAUGGGACCAAUGGUGAUAUGUUUCCCAUUUUAAGCAGACAAGAUUAUGAACUUCAAGACUUUGGUCCUGGCUACAGUGAUGAAGAACCAGAACCAGGACGAUAUGAAGAAGACUUAGCUGAUGAAAUGAUAUGCAUUACAAGCUUAUAGUAUUUAGUAAGGAAAAUGAUUUUAAUAACAGAAAAAGUGCCUCAUAGUUUAAAGAUGCUAGGCACUAGUUGGAGUUAAUAACCUAUCAAGUUUUGUACAAGUGAUGUCACACCUCAAGGAAGCCAUAACUAAUAAAUAGAUUAUCUCCGGGUUGCUGAAUUGUGAUUGAAGUUGGGUACGUCAAGUUCCUCCCACAGAAUCGUCAGUUCCUCUGUAGGAAUAAGGUUAUUUUGAAACCAAGCAGGUUAUGACAGUCAAGUUUUUGAGGGCUAGAGUGGGAUUCUGAGGUGUAAUAUCUUGCCUGUCUUUCAACCUUGUGCUGCUGUCCUUCAUAGUAGAGCAGGAUUUUGUCAAUGAAAUGUCUGUGUAAUUCCAGCACAAAAUUGUGUGGGAAAUAACAAGAUGAGUGAUGACAACCAAUAAUGUCAUUCCUUCAUUCCUAAUCAAUAGCAUAUCAGCUAUUCAUUGCAUAUCCAUUCUAAAAUUAUUUUCAAACCUGCCUCCUGAUUUCUUUUCUUAAUGCUCUUCUAAAAUACAGUUUGUCAUGCUCUACCUGUUAGAAAUCAUUGGAAAAAGAAGUUAUAUAAAGAAUAUUCUGUCAUAUGUAACACCAGUUUACAUAGGAAAAUAUCAUUCAGAUAGUCUGUUUUAUGACUAUCACGUUAAGGGCAAAACAUACUGGAAUAACUGCAUUCUGACUAAUGCACUUGCAACCAGGUUAAAGUAGAAUUAGAUAAGAUAGUUUGCUAAAAAUUAUAUAGUAGAAAUUAUUGUAAAUGAAUUGUAAUAUAUACUGAUUUGUAUUUGUAAAGAGAUGUUCUAUAUUUUGUAAUUAUUGUACCGUAAUUGAACUGCAGCAAUAUUUAUGGACCCUAAUUAUUGUAACUCCCCACAGAAUUCUAGAUAUAAGUAUUUUUACUUGGGAUAUAUAGAUCUAUAGCAUAAAUAUUUAAAUAUAGCCACCUCUCAUUGUAAAUCUCUUUUAGGGAUAAACUGUCAAGUUUGAACUUGGCAACACACUUUUUUUUUUUUUUUUUAAUAAUUGAGUUAAAUGAGUCUCUCUGUGUAGGGGAUGCACAGUUGACUAUUUGCAGUCUUAUACUUGGAAAGGUAAAAGCUUUGAAAUUAUUUUAACUUUUUGGAUUGAAAAAUAAGCUGUAAUUUUAUUUUUGUAUUAAUCCCAUGUGACAAAAAUAUUAAAAUCAUUAAAAAUUUGACAAGUUCAUGCCAGGGUACUACUGCUCAUGGGACAGUUCAUUUUGGCAAAGUAUAUUACCUACAUAACCUACUUUGAUAGGAAUUGUGUAGGGCAGAAACUGUUUUACAGGUAAAUGAAAAUACUUUACUUCAGUAUUGCUUACUUAACUCAGCUCAGAAAAAAAAAAAAAAAGGAUAUGAGGAAAUGAUUCUUCACAGAACCAAAAAAAAACCUUGGUUAUAUAAAAAUAUACUUUAUUGCCUCUACCUUUUUGUUUUUUUUUUAUGUGUAAUGUUUCAAAAAUUUAUUUUUAUGCAAUCAUAAGAGGGCUCAGAUAUUGUUCACAAUGCAGUAAAACCCUGAAAUGACUUUGAGGCUAAUACAACCUUGGAGGAAAAUCAAAAAACACUGAAAGUUACUGUCUAUUUUGUUAGCACUGGAUAACAAUGACUUGUUCGAACAAGUUAUCUUGCCAGGUUUUACCUGUAGUUCAUAUGCUAGAUAGCAAUCCAGUUCACAUUUUUACAAAUGUGAUGUUUAAAUCAUGUCAAUAAAUAUUUUGUACAUAAUGACAAUUUCCUAUGAAUAGCUUACAGACUUCCUUUGGAAUCAUUCUUAUUUCAAAUGCCAGGAUAAGAACUUAAAAGUUUGUAAAUUAUUUCUUGACCUACAUCAUUUUGUAUUAAAACAAAUGCGAAAUGUUCAAAAUAAAA